Molecule: messenger RNA, 1289 nt
Organism: Saccostrea cuccullata (small rock oyster)
Lineage: Eukaryota; Metazoa; Mollusca; Bivalvia; Ostreida; Ostreidae
Product: multimerin-2-like
Exons: 3
Coding region: 4-1233 (409 amino acids)
Molecular function (GO): protein binding
Source: RefSeq, a predicted model, not a curated record
AAGAUGAAUCAAGCACUGCUGUUUACGUUAUUGUUUGCUUUUGUCAUUCAAAUAAAUGGAUUGUCCAUAUUCACGGACAGCAGCGACAACAGUUCAUCUUUACUGGACAUCAGUGAUCCGGACUCCAAAAAUACAGACGUCUUCCGACAGUUGCUGAACCAAGAAACAAUCAUCAGAAUGUCACUGGUGAAGAACUAUCACGCUUUAAUGAAGGACAUGAUAGAUCUGAAGAAAAGCAUGGAGACAUUGGAAACAUCCCAGCAGAAAACAGACGUAGAGGUGACCGCCUUAAAACAGGAGGCUGAUAAACUAAAAAGAGAAAACCAAAGACUUGAACUUGAAAACAGGCGAUAUGAAGAAACUUUCAGAGCUGUUGCAGAAAAUUUCACCAAAGUCGACGAACACAUUCAACAGGUUGUGGAACAACUGGAAGAGAAAAGAGAACGCUUUGAGACAAACACUAGUGGAGUUCUGGCAGAUCUUAAAGUGGAAGUUCGGUACCUGUCAGUGACUCUUCUGGACUUGAAUAAACAUACUUUGGACAUGGACAGAAAAUUUCCAGAAAUGAUCCAGGAAAAGUAUGAACAGUUAUCUUUGAAAUUGAACACUACUGUGGAAAACCUGAAUAAUGAUAUAAUGACAACAAAUACAACACUGUUGAAGUCAGUUUCUGACCUCGAAAACUCAAAAAAUAUUUUACAAAAUUCUAUAUCUGUCGACAUCAAUAAAACCUUAGACGACUUGAUGGCGGAAGUCAAGCAAUCUAAGUAUGACAAACUGCAGCUGUCUUCUACCGUGUCGUCUCUCGAGGUGUUCCGAAUGAAUGUGACGAAUACUAUGUUUGGUAAGUCAAGGAAUAUAGCCUUUUCUGCCUCGAUGUCCUCCGGCAGCUCUUCUUGGAAAGGUGAUACCCUGGUAUUUCCUGCUGUUAUCACCAAUGAAGGAAAUGGAUACAACCCGAGUAACGGAAUAUUUACAGCUCCUACCGCCGGGAUGUAUGUCUUCUUCGUCAAUGUUCAGAGUUACAAUGGAAAUGAUAUUUAUGUAAACAUUGUGUUGAAUGGAUCAAUUAAAGUCAGAACUAUGGCCUUUACUAACUACGAUGCAGGUCCCAAUCUGGUGGUCCUGAACAUUCAGAAGGGAGACGCGGUGUGGAUCAAACGUUACUCUGGUACUGGCUAUUACCACGAUGGUCCUAUUACUACAUUCUCAGGUUUUCUCAUACACAUGUAAUUAAAUAUUAAAAAGUUCAAUGUGCAUGCUAUAGGCAAUGAUUAUGUAAGUUCCUU